CAAGUAUGUUUUCGUCUGGGGUGAUCACCGUGAUCACGUACGCAUCUGCACGCACCUACAAUAAAUCAGUGUUUAUUUUUAGUAGGAACUUCGAAGAUUUUCGGGAAUACUUGUAAAUACGUGUGAUUAUAGUUAAAAAAUGUAGAAUUUUAUCUUCUAAUCUGAAUGUGAAGAAUAAUUUAGAGCAAUAUAAACGGAACCUCUGAAUAUUGCUAUUUAAAACUACCUGUUUACACGGUGUAAAACUGGAACGUAUAUAAAUUGUAUAUUCGACAGAUCCACGAGCUUCGGUAAUUCGUUUACUUCGCAUCUAAGUGUGUGAACCUGUCAUAGUAUAUCAGUCAACAUAUGACACGAAUCACAUAAUAGACAAAUUAAACAUAAUCACCGGAAAGUAAAAAGCUUUUUGACGAGGUGUUUCUCUUUAAUCAAACAAAAACAAAAUAUUUCAGAUUUAAUAAUAGCGCGAAACUUAGAGCAGUAAAACGAUCGACUUCUUAAGCAAAACCUGUACCUUGGAUUGUUCUAUUUCAAUUAUUUCUAAAAACUUCCCGAUUUUAACUUCGAUAGCUGAAAGUUAUCGUGAAAAAGGUCCUAUAUAGAAAUAUAUUUCAUACAGUUCGAGGAAUACCGAGUGAAUUGUGUGUACGAGUCCCGGUAUUGUGAAACAGCGUGCUGGUUUUUUAAAGUUUCUUUUAGAAAACGUAUACUGAUUGUGUAAGAUGCAUAUUGCAUGCAAAUGUUUAAACGUGUCCAUAAAAUCCAGGGGCACUGAACUGCAAAAGGUCAACAUUAAUGAUAUUGAGUUGUCACCUGAGGAACAGAAUGACAGUUUUUUUCGUCAAAAUCUUGCAACUAUAUCAGAGCUUGAAGGUAUUACCAAGGAACAACCAGGUUUAGUGGAGAUAAGAAAUGUGGGAUCAUGGAUUAUUCAUCGUUGUUACAAUUGUUCUAUGUACACACAUGCUGUGCACAGAGACCAUGGUGCUGCCUUAGUUCUUAUUAAUACUGACAUUGUUGUAAGUAUUAAAUUGUUGACUUCACCUGAAGAGAUAAAUAAAUUAAGGUCUAAUCCAGAUUAUAGUCCAGUAUUUAGAAUAAUAAUUGCUCAUAGUUCUUUGGACGAACUUGACUAUCUUCAACAACCUACUAAAUUUUCUGUGUCACAGUUACCAAACAAUGUGCAAGUAGCUUUGGGUGGACUCCAACAGCAGCUUGAAGAAGCUGUUCAACGGCAAUCUGCAGAAAUAGAGAAUAAAAUUCGUGCUUUCACAACAGAACAAUAUCAAUUAUUAGAGCAAUUCCGUGAAAGAGCUCAUACUGAACAUAGAUUAUUAACAAGAUUAAUAUGUAAAGGGGAAGAAACAAAUAGAUUAACAAACAAUAUAGAAACUCCCCCUACAACCCCAGAGAAUUUUACAAGUCUAACUACCUCUACAACAAAUACAGUAAAUACAUCACAAGUAAUAUCAAAUGAAACAAAAGUGAUCACUGGUCCUAAUAUUAAACAAAAAACUGGUGCUAAAUAUUUUCCAAAUACUCUUGUUAAUGGUAAUGUAGAUAAAAAAGACAAAUUGUAUAUAUACCCUAAAGAACCAACCAGUUUUGACACCGAAGCUUUAUUUCCUUUGGAAGGAGUGGAAGACACUGUUCCUAAUGAUCAAGUUCAAUCUUCAGAAGAAGGAUCUGAUACAGAUGAUUCAGGUCAAGAUGAAGGUAUUCACAUGCCAAGAGGACAAAGAGGUGGACAUCCUACAUUAGCUAAGUCAUUACCAGUUAGUGUUCCAUCUUUCCCUACAUUUGUGCGUAGAACAGUUCAAGAUCAAGAUGAUGAUCAGUUAUCAAGAGAUCCACAUGAUCCACAUAAUAUUCGAGCUUCAAUUAAGGCUCUAGCUAAGAGCGUCCACGGUGAUACAGUAUUUGGAGACUUGCCACGUCCUCGUUUCUCUACUCAAAUCUGACUUUAUAAGAAUUUCAAAGAAAGAGAAUAAGUUUACGUUAAAAAAUUAUUACACAUAUAAAGUACCUAUUAUCUAUAAUUGUCUUUCAGUUAAUACUACAAAAGGUUAAUAUAAACAAAGGAAGAGUAAACAUAGAAACUACAGAGAUAUUAAUAUUUCACAUGCUUUGAAUAUAUUUUAGAGUAAAAAAAAAGACUACUUUGAAUAUUAAUUUUGUUAGUUUGUUGAGUUAUAAAAGAAAAAAAUUUUCAUACCUGCGUAUAUUGAGGCUAUACUAUAUACAUAAAUAUGCUACAUAUAUAUUUGUUACUAACCGUGUAGUGUGUGUAGGAAAUACAAAAUUGUUUAUUAUUGAAAUAAGACUGCGGGAUAGGUAUUGGGGAAAAUAAUAACUAUAAAAUCUCAAAGGUUAUUAAUACUAUUAAUGUGACGUUCUUGUGUUUUCUGUAUCCAAGGCGAUCACUUUUAUGCCAUCUCUACUCGACCGGCAUCUGUUAUUUUCUCUGCAUGAGCCAGAAUCUUUGAAAAAUUUCUCUCUCAACACUCGCUCGAAAAUUGUAAUUUAAAAGACUUCAAAAAUCAACGCAACGUGAGAUUUAUGAUGCCAUAUCUGAAAUAAAACCGUACUAGAAACAAAUUAAGGGGCAAGGAAAGUUUUUUAUGUAUCAAUUAGUAAUUAAGAUAUUAAAGUGAUAAUUUUUCUCUAAUAAUUAUUUUUACAGUACGCCGUUAUCAUUAUAUAUAAACCAAUACAUUACAAAUUAUCAUUGAUUUAAUAACAAAUUAUUGUUACUGUUUUUAGGUAAUUUGCAGUUUUUUGAAUUAAAAAAAAGUUUGUACUCUGUUGUUUAAAAACUGAAUUUUUUUUCUAUUUGUUUGAAAAGUUGCCAAUAUUUGGUCUGAACACAAAGUUAAAGUUACAUACAUAUGUCUAUAUAUGUUAUAAAAAAGUAUCUUGUUUGCAGGAAAUCUUUCCGUUUAUAUAUUGUUUUUGUAAAACUCUACAUACGUACGUAUGUUGAUAUACGAAUAUGUAUAUAAAAAACAUUAAUUUUUUAAUAAUUAAAAACAGAUAUAAAAACUGGUUUACGUACGUUUUUGUACAAAUAUGAUUCAAUAAAUUUUUUUACUUUA
This is a messenger RNA of Megachile rotundata (alfalfa leafcutting bee), 3095 nucleotides long. RefSeq names its product Proline-rich Akt substrate 40 kDa (gene PRAS40). Gene Ontology annotation, biological process: negative regulation of TOR signaling; negative regulation of protein kinase activity; neurotrophin TRK receptor signaling pathway. NCBI's taxonomy places the organism in Eukaryota, Metazoa, Arthropoda, Insecta, Hymenoptera, Megachilidae. Gene Ontology annotation, cellular component: cytoplasm. The record is from RefSeq and is a predicted model, not a curated record.